CAGUCCAGAUGCUGAAGCGCUGCAGUUCCUGCUGUCUCCUGCUGAUGGAAAUAACAGCAUUGCUGAUGUUGCCUGCUUCUUCUGUGCUGUCCUGUGUGUCCAGCACCAUCACCCUGACAGAUCUGACUGCUGCAAUUCCCCACUGAGGCAGGGGUGUUUCCCAAGCCCUUUGCAACCUGUGUCACCAACAGCUGGUUAGGGGAAGAGAACAUAAGCCCACCAAAGCUCUGGUGCUCCUUUCUCUCCUUCUCGCUCUUAGGUGUUAGAUGUGAGGCUUGCUUGGUCCCCAGCUACCAGGCUUUGCCAGUUGCUUCAGUGGUCCCAAACCUGUCCUGGAAAAGACAUUCUUGCCCCAGAGAGGCCAUCAGGCAGUGGGCAAGCUGAGGUGGCAGAGGCCACAACAGCAUGGUGAGAGGAUCUGCAUCUGACUAAGGCCAGGGGCAGAGCAGGUGACAGAAGCCUUUAAUUUUCUUCCAUAUGGCAGGAAUCUCUGGAUUUGUUCCUCCAAGCUGUGCUGUAGUAUUUCAGCAUUCAAAAAGACACAAGUGGGACGUGGGCAUCUCUUAGGAUUACUUUGUUUGCAUCAGUUUUGUUCUAGAUUAAAAACUGUGUCCUGCCAGCUGCCCAUGUGCUGAAUGAGUAGCUGCAGCCAGGGACAGAUUCUAGCUGAAAUGGAGUGUGCUGUGUCUGAGUGCUGGAGCACUGGGUUGUAUCAGCAAGGACCUGCUCUGAAGUCCUUAUGUGUCACUGGGCUGUCAGGGAGCAAACUACAGGGCAAUAAUGUCUGACCUGAGCCAGAGCAACUGCAGGAGAAUACAGGUGUUAAUCCAGGAUUGUAGGGCUUUACAAGGAUGCAAAGGACAGGGGAGAAGUGUCUUGUAGAUUCAACAGGAGUACAACCAAACCCUUUUAGAGCAGCUGGUAGUGUAACUGUAUGCUGAUUUUGUUUAAUUUUCCAUCCCCACAGGCCCUGAGUUCAGCCUGCUGAUAGACUGGUAUGGAGUUCCCUUUCUGUGGCACCAGGCCCUUGCAGUGCUGCAAACCCUUUUCAACGGGCAGUAUUUUGGCAUGGGGAAGGCAGGGAGAUUGCUCUCAGGCCCCUUGUGCAACCUGGAAGAGAUGAAAGUUCAGCCAGAUGGGCUCAGGGAGGUUUGAGACCCGAAACUGAAUAAUUGCUGGUUUGUGCCCAAUGCAUGUGCACCCCUUGCUCCCCCUACCUGCACAGCUCCGUUGCACACCUGUACCACCCUCCCUCACAUUUCUCUCCUGCUGGUCCCCAGCCCUGGUCUCCCCCUGGCCCUCUGCAGGCAUCCCUGCUGAUGCCUCUGCUCCACUCAGGGCAGACAACCCAAGCAGUUUAACCCUGCUCCAGCUUUCAAGUCCUCCUCGUUGGCAGAGCAGCCCUACAGGUCUCUGCUCAUCGGCAGGCUGGAGCAGCAAGAGCAGCCUCCCUCCUGUGAUGCUCACAGUUGUUUUUGCAUGCAUGUGUGGGCUCGCCCUUCUGCCCCUCUUCUCACCAGACACACUGACCUCCCUCUCCCCUCCGUAUCUCCCGGGUGCCUCAGCAGCCAGCUCCCUGCACUCUGCCUGCCUCAAGGCCAAGCUCAGCAGCAGGCUGGGGAGCUGUCUGGGGAACAGACUGUAGUGCUGGAAUCCCAGGAAGGCAGGAGGGUCAGAUGAUGGCACACUGGUAAUGAAUAAUGCCAUACUCAUUGACUUGGAGGCAUCAUGUUAAUGUUGAAUUGAGGCACAUCCUCCUGCUCUUUAUUGCUUUGAGGCCUUCCAGCCUAGGUCUGAUCUACAGCUGUAGCCAGCUUUUAGCCCAGAAAGCAGAGGAUUGUUUUGCUGAGUGGAACGUAGAGGCAGAUGACAGUUCUUGAGGAUGCAGGUCCCACCCUGGGCUCCCUGACCUACCCCAUACCCUGUAUGCUGCUCAGGCAGUCCUGAGUCUGGAGCUGUCACCCUCUGCACUGUGGGAUAGGUGGGAGAUCCAUGUGUUUCACCCAUUUUACCUCAAAGUAGGGGACUAUCCUAUCCCAUCCCAUUUUCAUACACACCUAGCCCCAGAAAUACUUCCAGCCCUGGGCCAUGGCCCACCUCCCACCUCUAUGCUCACUAGGCUGCCUUGUUGCAUUCCCAAAAUACCCCACUGCCCUAUGAUUCCCUGCAGCCUCUCUCCACAUUGCUGUUUCCACCCAGAGCAGUGACCCACCUCUACCUUCUGCUGGAAUUCCCUGGCCCUGGCUCCCUGCCUGCAGCCCCACGCAGGCAGGGGAGCCCCAGCUUGGACUGAGCCGGCUGGGGCUGGUGCAAAUGGGGGUCUGAAUCUGCUGUUCAGUGCCAUAAUUUUUCCAUCCCUCGUCCUUUGCUGGAGAUAAAAGCUGCACAAGGACCGCCACUGGUGCUAAUGCCUCUCGGAACUCGUGGGUGAGGGCGAAGCACCCACACCCCCACCCAGGGGUAUUGGUGAGACACAGCAACGACCACAGCCAUCCCCGCUUCCUUCCUGGAGGUUUAUUUCUGUUUGGGGGAUUUUCCCCCAGCUCCGAGAGUGAGUCCAGGCAGAUAUUUCAGGCCUUUUGGCUGCAAGAGCAGGCGCCGGGAGGUACAUCCGCGGCCCCCUCAGCGGCAGGAGCACUUGCAGGCGGCCACCACGGGGUAGGGGAUGUGCCGCCAGGUGCAGCUGGGGGGCGCGGGGGGCUGCGGGCUCCAGCAGUGCCAGGCCAGCAGCUUGAUGCGGGUGAGCUGUGCGGGCCGGCAGGCCAUGCCGGGGGGCCAGGAGCAGCCGGCGGGGCCGCUCUCGCACGUGGUGUGCCGCACCCAGCGGGGCCAGAACACGGGGCCCAGGUCCACCCAGGCGGAGGUGAGGCGGCAGGCGGCCCGUUCCACCAGCCACUGCUGCAGGCGGCGGGCCAGGGCCCCCGCCAGCUCGGGGGGCAGCGCCGGGGCGGGGGGCAGCAGCGCGGGCAGCUCCAGCCCCUCCACCUCUCGCCACAGCUUGCGACGAUACCGCCCGGCGCCCUCGGCCAGGUCCCUGCUCAUGGACUCCAGGUUCUCCUCGAGGAUGCUCCCGUUGCGACCGCGGGGCUGCUCGGUCGCCAUCCAGAAGGGGUCGAAGGCCGAGCCCAGGAGCCGGCGCAGCCGCCCGGGGCGCAGGUGCCGGGGCCUGGGGGCGUAGCGAUAAUCCUCGGGGGACAGCGACAGGCUGUAGGGCCGCACCGGCGCCGAGGGGUGGCCGCGCAGCAGGUGCGCGGCAGGGUCCGCGGUGCUGGACGGCGGCAGCGGCGGCUCCCGAGGCUCCUCCAGAGGCGGCGGUGAGCCUGGGGUGCCCGGCGGUGGGAGCAGGUAGAGGAGGAGGAGGAGGAGGCAGCUGCGGUGUGCUCCCUCCAUGGCGAGCAGCGCUGUGACAGGCUGUGCCCGGCUGCAGGCUUGCACUCUGCCGCAUCCCCUGGGUUAUCACCACGUCCCGAGGCAUGGCCUUCCCCUUUUCCCUGGUUACAGAGGCUGAUAGGGAGCUGGCGGGGACACCUCGCUCCUUCCCACCAGAGGGGCAGGUGGGGGGGAGAAGCUGCAUGGUCCCUCCUGCCACUGAGCCAGUGGGGAUAAUUUGGGCUGCUGUAGAGGGGAAGGGGCCAGUGCCUCCUUCUCCACAUCCUGCACCGUCAUUGGAAGAGGUACUCACAACUUUCCCAAUGAAGGGAAGCUGGUGGCCUGUGAUCUUUUCUCAGCAAGACUCACCAAGCUGUACUCAGUGCAGCGGGAAGUCCUCAGGGCGCAGGUCCUGUCACCAGGAUGGACAUGGUAGUAGGGCUGCAUGUGUCACUGUCCUCUCCUGGCACAUCAGCCAGCCCCAGGUGUCUCCAGGCAGCUGUGAUGAAGCUGGACCUCUGGAGGUGGCCAUCCUGGAGGUUUUGUCCUCCCUCCCAUACUGUAGUACUGGUGGAAUGGAGACCUGGAUUGGAUGGAAUCCAAAACUGGCUUUCUCCUCCUUCCCCAGGUCAGACAUUGUGGGAGAGGCUCAAUGUGCUCAGUGCUACUAACAAUUAAUUAAUAACAUCUAGUGACAGCAAUUAAUUGCUCAUCCUCCAGAGGGUUUAGGACUCUGUAUUUGAGGGACAGAGUAGGGAGGAGGCUCACAGUUGUGGGAUUUUUAUGUUCCCUGAAGGUGUUGGAAAACACAUCCUGAACACCCAGCAUUGAGAAGUGGCUGCUGAGGUCCAAGGGACCCUUUCCUCCUCUAUCCUCUCUUUUCCACCAGAGAGUGGUGAGCUUUCUCUCUGCCACCCCCUUCUCAGCAGGAGGAGCAGGGAGCAGCUGAGCCUGCAGGAAAGCUGGGCAGAGAGGAGUUAACUCCAAACCCAACCUCAGGGAGAGGGGAAAAAAAACAGCAGAGAACUAUGGAUCAGCAGCAAGAGCAGAGGGAGGGAAAAGGGGGAGUCAGAGAGAGAGGAGAGGAGCUCCAGAAGAAGAGAGAGCAGAGCUGGUGGCGGGCAGGGGGAGGCAGCGGAGCACCAGGCAGGAGUGACUGGGAUAACCGAGCUGCCCAGAUAAACUCCUCCGUGGUCUGCCUCCUCCCGCUGCCGCUGCGUGGGCUGCACUGGACGUCUCUCCCUAAGCGUGUGGCAAAGCUGCAGGCCCUUCCUCAAAAAGGUGGCUCCAGGGUCUCCUCCCCAUCCUCACCUACCUGCCACCAUCCAGCCCUUGAUCACCUCUCAGCAUCAGGAAAAGGUCCCUGCAGUCUGAUAGGAAGAUGCCAGGGGGAUUGAACAUCUCUUCUGACAGCCCAGAGCUACGAGCAGCAGGGAUUAUUGUGCCCAUCAUUUUCUCCCUCAUCUUCCUUGUGGGUACUGUAGGAAAUGGGCUGGUGCUGGCAGUGCUGCUGUGGAAUGGCCAGGUCAAGUACUCCACCACCAACCUCUUCAUCCUCAACCUGGCUGUGGCCGACUUGUGCUUCAUCAUCUGCUGUGUCCCUUUCCAGGCCACCAUUUACACCCUGGAUGGGUGGCUCUUUGGGGCCUUUGCCUGCAAGGCUGUGCAUUUCCUGAUCUACCUCACCAUGUAUGCCAGCAGCUUUACCCUGGCUGCUGUCUCUGUUGACAGGUACUUGGCCAUUCGCUAUCCCCUGAAGUCCCGGGACCUCCGCACAUCCCGAAAUGCAGGAGUGGCCAUUGUGGUGAUCUGGUCACUGUCGAUGCUCUUCGCAGGGCCUUACCUCAGUUACUACCAGAUAAUCCUUUACCAUGGGGUGCCCAUCUGUGUCCCCAUCUGGGAGGACCAGCGCAGAAAGGUUCUGGACAUCCUCACAUUUGUGUUUGGGUACCUGCUGCCUGUGACUGUGGUGAGCCUGGCAUACUCUAGGACCAUCAAGUUCUUGUGGACUUCUGUAGACCCCAUAGAAAGAAUCUCAGAGUCUCGGAAAGCCAAGCGUAAGGUCACCAAGAUGAUUGUCACAGUAGCCAUCCUGUUCUGCCUCUGCUGGCUGCCCCACCACCUGGUCAUUCUCUGCUUCUGGUUUGGCCACUUUCCCUUCAACCGGGCCACUUACGCUUUCCGCCUGGCUUCCCACUGCCUCUCCUACACCAACUCCUGCCUCAACCCCAUUGUCUACGCCCUCAUCUCCAAGCAUUUCCGCAAGCGUUUCAAGCAGGCCUUCACCUGCCUCUUCUUCCAGAACAAGAUCAGGAAAAAGAAGAAGAAGAGAGUUGGAAGGAAAGUCCAUAUGGUCAACGUGGAAGGAGGUUUUGCCAACAGGACAGAAGAUUUCUAUGGAGGCAACACUGAGGUGACCCAAGCCCCAGAAGGGAACACCAGGAAGAGAGACCAUGAAGGUGUCAGUCGUGCCAAAGCAUGGACUCAGCAGGUACAAGAUGCCAUGAUCUCUGUUCAGAAGGAGCUACUGGAGGAGGAAAUUUUGGCAACAGCUGGCCAUUCCCUAGAUGUGACCCCUCUAAGAGAAACUGCUGGACAAGACCAAGAAGAAACCCUAGAAAAGGGCUAGAGAGGCAAGAAAGAAGUCUCUAUUUGCAUCACGUUUUCUGACCACAUCACAGUGGUUUUGCUUUCCUCUAGGAUUCUAGGAUCAUCAUGCCCACGCCUUAUCCCUGCUGAGAUGGUUUUAUGUUAGCAGUAAGAGAUGAGCUCACACAUUCAGACCCAUUAAGUCUGAGUUCAAGUCCCCCAGAACUCCUCAAACACCUCCUCCAUGAUCCUGUAGUCAUGUCUGAGACCUGCCAUCAUCCCAGCUCAAUAUUCACAGUAAACUUUAAGUGACUGCAA
Molecule: messenger RNA, 6276 nt
Organism: Agelaius phoeniceus (red-winged blackbird)
Lineage: Eukaryota; Metazoa; Chordata; Aves; Passeriformes; Icteridae
Gene: GALR3
Product: galanin receptor 3
Biological process (GO): G protein-coupled receptor signaling pathway
Cellular component (GO): plasma membrane
Molecular function (GO): G protein-coupled receptor activity
Source: RefSeq, a predicted model, not a curated record